Symbiodinium natans is the source of this 9507-nucleotide messenger RNA. The record is from the annotation of a GenBank genome assembly. NCBI's taxonomy places the organism in Eukaryota, Dinophyceae, Suessiales, Symbiodiniaceae.
AUGGCUGCUCAGCCAUUCACAUCUGAAACCAUGCGCAGUGGAGAGAAAGGGGAUAAGGGUGAGAAGAAGACGUUGCAGCAGUUCUCUGACAUGAAAGAUCGCUUUGUGCUGUUGACAGUCGGCACUUUGGUCGUCUUUGACCCACACGAUCCCGACCUCGAACUUGCUGAAGGCGUAAAGAUUCCAAGAGUUUUGUGGAAUCAACAACGUGUGCAGCCACCCCGGUAUGCUUGUGGUCAGCACAGCGAUGACGUGACUCAGCAUGUGGGAGACAACGUGUCCUUAGAACGUUCCUUGUACUUUGCUCUGGUGAACCUGCUGGCCCAUCUCUGUGCUGACCGGAAUACAGCCAGCGCGGCAUUGCUCUCGCGACACAUUCCAGACUCGGUAGUGAAGGCUCAGCUGGUGCAACAGGAAACCUUGAUGAACGCAGGCCUCCGCUUUGUGCCACCCGGGGAGCUGCUCCAGAGUGCCUUGGCCGACCCGAACGUAGAAGCGCGUGACCUGGGUGACAUCAGUGAUCUGGCAGGGCUUUGUGCACACACCUUCCUUCUGCUCUACGGGUUUUUGGGCCAGCCCCCGUUCUCCGACGAGGAGCGUCGUAGCACCAUUAUCAAGUCUGUGUACCUUGAUGGCCGGCGAGCCGAUGAUGACGAUACCGUGUACGACGAAGCCGGAUCCAACCUCGUCCUUGCCAGCCAAUCGCUUCAAUCUCUUUGCCAUAUGUGCUCCUGGCAGCUAGCAUCACUUGCUGACCUGUGCGAGAACAUGUGCAUGUUCAACAACAAGCCAAUGCCCAAGCCACCCAUCGCGUUUACGGAUGCAAUGAGCGCCUUGAUCAGCGCGCUCAGCAAGAUGUUGAGCAAACUGAUUGGCUUGGGUUAUUUCGAGCGCUUUCGGAUGCAUCACAGCAAUGCUGGUGAUUUGACGAAAGAUUAUGCGAACAUCUACAAAAUAGAUCACCUUGUCAGCAUCUUCACGCUCAUGCACAGGCUGCAACGGACACACCGUAGCGUCACCACACCUCUCUUUGUUGCAGGUCUCGCAGAUGUUUGUCGCGUCAUAAAUCAAUGCUGCGCAUUGUCCGUGAAUGAGAACAUCCUUCAGUUCAUGUCCGGCUUUCUCGAGUUCCUGCCUCCUUCCAUCCGCAAAAAAGUUGGGGCUAGCGGCGUGGCGGUAAACGAGAACGCACCAGCAAAAAGCAUUACCAGCUUUGAAAUCGAAGAGUGCGAGAGUGUGGAGAAGGUGCUGGCAGAUCUGGGAAAGCCGUCUUUGCCAUGGGAAGCAGAGCAGGUUGGAGUGUCAGACGCUGCACGCAAUCUGGCGGAAUUCGUGACUGUCUUGCUUGACUUUGUCUCGUUGCCUGACGCACGUCUGGCCAUUCAAGCAGUUCGUUUGCUUGCACGCUUGUGCCGCCGCCGAAAAGACUUCCUCGAAGCCAUAGAUCGCCUGGAGCUGCUUGACAUGGAUGAUGCUGAGAAGUUUAACUCCUUGGAAACGUGGGUGAAGGAGGCCGACAAGGUGAUUGACAAGAUCAACCAGCUAGAACAGAACAUGCGAGAGGAACAGAGCUUUGCUGACAGGGAGGGGUUGGAGCACUACUCACAGCAGUUCGAAGCCAAUGACUGGAACGAAGACGAUUUACAGAGCCCACAGGUGGAGCUGAAGGACAAAGCUGAUCGCCUGCUGGAGUACGCAGACCGGAAACAAGCCCGUCAGCAAGUUGUUCGGAUGGCGGCAACAAAUCUCCAAGGCGAUGCUCGCAUGCUGAACUUUGACUUUGAGGUCAAAAGCUUGCCAAAGAGGGAGUCGGCAACCCCGGGUGAGGACGACGAUGACGAGAAUCGGCCCUGCCCACUUUUCAUUGGAGUUCUGGGUGCUGGGUGGUUGCCUCCAAAGGAGGAGGCGGAUGUGAAGAUGAAUCGCUUCAAACCGCCAAGUGAGUUCUUUGGCUGCGACGAACUGGGUCAGCUCUACAUUCGCGGCCAGGCAAUCAACGACACAUUCGGAGGUUUUUUUCAGGGUAGCUGUGUUGGUAUCGAGCUGGACUACACGGGGGUGAACCCAAAGCUCUUCAUAUAUGUCGAUGGCUAUAGAACGGCCUGCAUCGACAGAGAGGUGGAGGAAGGAUCAGUGCCGUGUGUCGUCUUGGGAUCCCUGCAGCAGAUCGUGAAGCUAAAUCAAGGCCGACCUCGCCGUGGGAAAGGGCUUCUGAUCUCGCCAAAGGACACAAAGAUUGACGAGAACUCACUCGUAGUGGACAUCAGCUAUGAUGUUCUUGGGGACAAAUAUUGCAUCAAGAGCCCUGGAGAGGAAGAGCCCACGAUGAUCUACAGCGGCUGGAACUCGUGCUUUUGCACAAGCGCGUUGGACUUCCGAUCAGAAUACCUGUCCAAGCUCAAAGCCUUUAAGCUGCCAAUACCCCCCAAGAAGUCCUCUACAUGGUGCGUAAAUGUGUCCCUGACUCAAGCCUUCAUCGAGUCGGCGCACUUUGUCCGGGGUGCCCAUGUGGCUUCCCAGAAGGCCUUCAACUCCUUCUACAGCAACACAACGACACACUUGCGGCGAAUGGUCGGCACACGAUGGAAGCCCGUGACACGUGAGGGUUCGGAGAACGAGACGGUGGACACCGGACUCGUUGCAAUUGAGAUCCAUGAAGACAUGGUGUACGGCGCAACCCGCAUCUUUAUAUGUUUCAAUGAAGAGGAUCCCUCACAGCUGUCGCCUGAGCAAGAUUCCGAGAUCACACUGCGCUUGCGGUUGACACAAUUGUAUCCUGUUCGGGAAGAGAAGGCCCAACUAGCAAAGCUUUUCCGACACUUCACUUCAGUUUGUAAGCAGGGGGAUGGACAUUUGCUCAAGUACCAUCGCGUGGAGCUCCUCGCUUUGCGUGUGCUCAGCUUCUUACGGAGUUCAGCUCCUUUGCGAGACUCCAUCAUGGCUGAGAAGGUUACCGAGAAGUCUCGACGUAGGGAGAACACCUUUGACGUCGCGGUCAAAUUCUUGCAAGCGUUUACCGAGCUACUUCCCAUGUAUCGCGAAAUUUUUCUCAGACCUGAUGUGUUCAAGUUCCUGGUGAAGUCUUUGGCUUAUGAGGACAUGGGCAUUUCUGCAUUGCUUGUGAACAUCUACAAGGACAAUCAGGAUGCUGUUCACAAUGUCCUGCCAUCCUUUGUGCGGGAGAUGAUGGAGGUGUUAAAGGAGAACCUAACAGCUCGGCCGAUGGUUUCCUUGGAUGCACUGAAGGUGCUGAAUGCAGUUGUUAGCUUGGGCAAAGACAACUUGGAUGCCCGGAACAACGGCAACAUAAUUGCCAUGGAGUUCCUGAAAGAGAACACGGUGUUCCGCCUGGAGAAUCCAUUCAUUGCCAUGGCGCGUGAUGGGUUUUUGAGCGCCAAGAUCAAUCUGAAAGACAACCGAGACAGAAUCAAGAACUACCUGGAAGCGUUGGAGGCUCGCUCCCAAAAGCGACAGCAGUUGUUGCGAGAGGGCCAGAUGAGCGUGGCUGCUUCGGUAGGAGCUUCGGCUGAGAUUCCGGAAAUCGGCGCCGACACUGCCGCCAGUGCACAAUCCACGGAAAAGGAGCAGGUUACAAUGGACAUGGAUCCAUUAGCUGACGUCAGCAAGCUCGUCUUGGGAACGAACCGGAUGUUUCCAACAACCUUUGCGUUGUCGUCCAUUGAACUCAUGCUGAAGUGCUCGGCGUUUGGGGCGAACAGGACUGUAUUGAGGCACUUCGCCAGGGAGGUGAUAAAGUGCCAGAGGCCAGAGAUGGAAGAAGGAGGCGAUGAGGACGACGACGAGGAUCAUGAGUCACAGUUUGGCAUGGCCAGACAGCGCUUCUUCCGCCAUGUGGUGUACUGGCUGGCAUCAGACACCGAUCAGGAAAUUCCUCUUGUUGUGCAGGAUGGAUAUUUGCGCAUGGUGUGUGUGCUCCUGCAGCCUCACGAGAUCGAGGACAUGCUGCACGACCGUUGGGACAGCAGAUCUCAGAGACUGCGACUGGUGCCUGAGAAGCCAACGCACAUUGUGCUGCUGCUCAUUCAGUGGUUCACUCAGUACCUGAAGCGCUUUCCAGAGCUGCAUGUGUUCAGCCCUCGCAUCUCGCCAGUGGUUGAAGCCAUUGAUGCCCGGGUGACAUACAAUCUGUCUCCGUACUAUAUCCGCGAUCACUUGCUGCUGCUUCUCUUUCAAGUUCUCUCUGCAUACAACGUGCAGAACACGUGGAAAAGGUGGUUCUCAGAGAAGUAUCUGACUGCAGGACCCCCUCCAAAAGAAGUGAUGCUGGGAGGUCCCGCUGACCAGCCACCAGGUCAAGACAAAGUCAUUCUGGACUUUGACUACAUGGUCCUGAACGGCUGCUUCGAAGGGCAGCCGCCAAAGCCUGUGGAACCUGGUCAGGAACCUGUUGUUGAGGAAGCAAAUGACGAGGAGCAGGACGGCCCUGAUCUACUGACUCAGCUGUUCGCAGUCCUUUUCGAUCAGGGAGACUGGUGCCACCGGGAGUGGGAGCUUGAUGAAGAGAUGCGCGUUGUCAUUCAGCAGAUUUUGGACCUGGGCCUCUGUGAUGUUGAGCAGCGUGCUCAAGCCGAUGCCCUGCUUCAGAGAAUCGGGCCCGAGGAGGAGUCAGACGCCCGUGCCGGCUCCAACUUGCCGCGACCGUGGUGGCCGCCUGACCCGAGCUCCAAGUCUGACAAAGUGGAUGCUUUUGAAGACCAGUACCCUCAGGAGGAAGCGGAUAUGGGCGACGCAGAGGUGACGGGAACUGGCCAGUCCGGCUUUCUACAAAGCUCAGGACAAGCUGGCUCUGCUGGAGUUGCAGGUGGCAAGCAAGACGAGUUCGCAGAGCUUUGGCAAGUCACCGCAACUCGCGUCGGCCGACACCUCAAGAUCUCCGAUCAGGACCGCGAGCUGCACUCACGGCACGCGCAGCCCUUCCGCACCCUCGUUGAAGGCGAAGCCAAGUCCAGCGCCGAGAUGGACCCGGUCCUACCACGAGGACUACGAAUGCCUGCAAGCACCAAGCACGUUCGAGAAGAGGAGGAUUUAAAGGAUUUCAUGUACGAGCUCGUCGAGCUGGACGAUAGCAAGCUUGCGGCCAACUUGCGAGUUGACGUGAAUCUCUGGCGUCGCCUUCAGCUUGCGCACUCAAGUUUUGAAUUGAUCGGCACCGAUGAAAAGACAUGGAAUGUGCAGCAAGAUCUGCGGGAGAAGAUGAACUCUUUGGGCAUGAAGCUCUUCUUCGAAGAGAAUGUGCUGAUGGAGCUGAUGAUGGAGGUGCAUGUUACCAUAGAAGCUCGAGAUGUCCGGGCGGCCUUGCGCAUGGCGGGCCAGGCGCUCCGUCCAGGAGGACAAGCCACCCUCAACCUGACGCCGGAGAUGGCCCGCGAUCUGAAAUUCACUGGCGGCACUGUUCGGGUCAAGCAACUACGAGAGGACCAAGGACAAGUCCUUGUUGGACGCUCAGAUGGAUGGGAGGCCUGGGUGAAUACAAAGUUCGUCUUCUCAGCUGACGGGCAGGACGCUGACAUCAAGGAGACGGUGGACAGGGACAUCACAAUGAAUCAAGUGUACUUCGAAGUCGAAGUCAACAACACUGACGUUGUUUUCCUCGAAAACUUCUCGUAUACCCUCGGACGGAAGAAGCUUGUCCUUCAACUUCUUGGAGCCAACACUGUGACCAUGCGGUCACGAUGUCUGCUCGAUAUGCCUGGCAUCACCGUCACUGUCGCCAAUCCUCGGCUGAUAGCUUUGACGAGCCCCACAAGUUUUGAUGCCGACGUCAUACAGAAGGUGGUGAGCGUGGGCAAGCAGCAGCACGCUGUCUCCAAUGAGCCUGGCAUCGAGCUGCAGGACGGGCAGACGCUUGAAGCGCUUGAGUCCAUCGCCGAUAAGAGAGGCCUUGCCCGAAAGGUCAUCCACCACAUGAUGCCGCGAUACAGGAAUAUUCUGGUGGACAUCAUUGAGGAGCAGUGCUUCGGACUGAGCGGUGGCAAUUUGGGACUCGACCGCGUGAGGCUCUCGCGAAUCCUGGAGGCUGAGCAUCAAGAUGUUGUCGCCAUGAUCAACAGAGCGUGCAGCUACGUGAUGCUGGAGCACCUUCUCAUCAAGCUGGAUAUUGAACGUGGAGAUUGGGAGUUGCAGGUUCAAACGACCUUCCCAAAUUUGAUGCCUGUGUUCGAAACCCUCAGCGAAUAUGCGUUCGAUGAGAUCAACGAUUCGGAGGUUCCGCUGGUGCUUUGUCGCGAGCCUGAGGAGGAGCGAAUGGAGACCUUACGAUCGUGGGUCUUGCGAAUUUGCCAUGUCAUUCGGACUGUGGCAUUCACAAAUCAACCUCGCCUCAGCUUCGCGAGUGAUGGCGGACAGGCUGGUUUGGGCGAAGAGGAGGAGAACAUCUUUGAAAAACUCUUCGAUGACACCGGGGAGAUGCUGUUGGCACGCGCGUGCUGCGCUUCCUUGCUCAACAUCCUGCAGGAAAUCUUCACCCGCCAAGACGAUGUCGAGGAGAUUUGGGAGAGGUGGACGCCAGCUCAGCAGACCAGCCACCAGUUCCUGAAGUCGUUUGUCGUGGAGAAAGCAAUGUUCUUUUGCCCCUUCAGUACCGACAAGGGGGACAUGAAAAAGAAGGUCAGGCUGCGACUGGUACGUUUCUUCGAGGAUGCGCAAGUUGAGCCGACGGACCCAUUGCGGCUUGUUCCAGAAAUGCUGUAUCAUCCGGAUGUGUGGUUGCGGCUGGAAGCUUUGAAGCUGGGAUGUAAGCUGCUGGAAGAUGCGGAUCAGAGGCUUCAGGAAGCUUUCCGCAAGUUUGACUCGCCACAGCUCAACCUGCAGAAGGCACUUGCCUACCAAUUCAGCAGCUUCCAUAAUCACGAGCAACACGGCGAUGACGAGACCAGGGUAAUGGACGUCAUGCUCAGGAAAAUUCAGAACUUGUGCGAGGGUCACAACUCUGAGCUUCAGGCGUUCGUUGGUGAAGAUCUGUCGAUUGAAGACAAAGACUUCGCAACUCUGUUGGCAGAAUAUCUGCAGAGGAACGAGGAUGACGAUGAUGACGACCAGGAUCGUGGCAUGGAAGGGCCGACCAAUCUGGUUGAGUGGAUAUGCACCCUCGCUCGGCAGACCAUCGAUCGGAUGAAGUCCGACCAGCAAUGGCAGGUGUCGAUGAGUGGGUCAGAGACGAAGUACUCCAUGUUGAAGCAGCUCUUUGAUACAGCCGCUGAGAUUGUGCAAGGCCCUGACCGCGGCAACCAGCGCUUGCUGCUGGAAAGCGAGAUUCUUCUUGACGUGAACCAGCUCUGGAUCCGACAGCGUACCGAUGAGUUUACCUUCCGGGCGCUCCUCCAGGACAACGAGGACCUCUUCGAGUCCUUCAUGAAGCUGCUGCGAUCCAUGCGCAGCUGCGAAAUCUCUGUCCUGAAGUUUCUCAUGUCCUUGCUCGAAGAAGAAGAGCUUGAUCCAGAAGAUCCGAACUACAGGCAGAAAUCCGAGGAAGUUGUGGAACACAAAGCCUCCACAAUCCGACGCAUGGUGGAGGAGCUGAGCCCCAAGAUCAUCUGCGACAAGGUCAUCACUCACUGGAACCUCUCUCCGGAGGUCCACGACCCCGCCAACAUGAUCAAGCCAGUUCAGGAUGCUGAUGAGGUAGUGGAGAACGACACAGCUGAGGCGGUCAUCCGAACAAAAGGCGAGAAGGAGUCCACAGACUAUACGCUUCCAGAGCAAGAGGAGCACUGCCUGGAGAUCUGCUUCUUAUGCUGGGCGCUCUUCGAGGGAAUCCAACAAGCUCCAGAGUUUUCAAACCGGAAUUUGAUGGAAGGAACUCUGGACCGCAAGAUGAAGAACCCUGUUCUUCACAGUCGCAAUCAGUGGGCCACGUCGAAAACAAAGAUCUACGACACCUUCAACGACGGCGUGAGCAAGAUGCAUCACAGCAAGUAUCUGCACUUCCUUUUCGGCCGAGUCGAAAUUCAGCGUGGUCAGCGAUUGCAGAAGUUGUUCUUCUUGGUUCCUGCAGCCAUUCGAACUUUGAAGGGGCAAUCACUCAUCAAGGAUUGGCAGGAAGGUUGCAUCAAUUCCGUCGACCGAAGCGGCCCCGAAGCCAAACUCCAGGAUUUCUCGGAUGGCGUUUGGGACGAGUACAUUGGCUUCGUGGAACACCAGUACAACCUUUCUCAGAAGCCGUUUCCACUGAACGCAUCGGGAGAGGUAAUGGCUGCAGCGCGCAGCAUCAUCGUGCUCCUCACCAUCAUCAUCACAAGCAGCGUUGCCCUUGUCUAUGACGGCUCCUAUUCCAAAGAGCACCGAAUGGGCGAGUACGACGUGCACUAUGCCAAGGAUUGGUACGUGUGGGUCCUGACCGGCCUCAGCACUGCACAUUUCAUCUGCGCCGUGCUUCUGACUCUUUUCCAUGUUGUUGCAUAUUCCCAGUGGAAGAUCGACACCGGCUUGGACCAGUGGAAGGAGGAAAACCCGCAUUCGCAUCACAGGUUGAAUGGGAUAUUCGGUGCUAUUCUGACCCUCUGGUUCUUCCUCCAGGAUUCUGGCUUGGUGAACAAGCUGUUCUUGGCCGGUAUCUCCUUCUUGGGUCUGCACUUCGAUUUUCUGAUAUUCUCCAUCCAUCUCAUGUACGUAUGCGCGCAGGUUGAGACCCUCGGCAAAGUUUUCGAGGCUCUCUGGAUCACCAAGAAUGAGGUUGUGGGUACAGCUGUGCUGGGCUUCUGCGUCCAGUAUUGCUUCCUGGUGCUUGGCUUCCUGACGUUCCCGAAAGGCUAUGGCUUUGCAGAUAUGGACACCUCGGAGUGCUCAUCGUUGAUGGAGUGCCUGCUCGCCCAUCUGGACUAUGGAUUCCGUUCAGGACCUGUCUGGAAUUCAGCAGAGUUGACCUGGUGGAGGUUCGCUUUCGACUACCUGUACAAUCUGGUGGUGAUCCUGAUCCUGGCUGCCAUCAUCUCCGGGAUCAUUAUUGAUACGUUUGCCAACAUGCGAGCUGACCUGUCCGAGAAGAAUGACGAUCAAGAGAACAACUGCUUCAUCUGUGGCAUCAAUCGGUCACAGAUGGAGAGACAGAUGGUCAAGUUCGAGCAUCAUGUUUUUCAGGAGCACUACAUGUGGAGCUAUGCCCGGUUCCUUAUGUAUCUCAAGCAAGCGAAGGAUUCUGAAUUGAAUGGCCCGGAGUCAUUUGUCAAGGCAAAAGUGACGCAGCAGGACUACACCUUCUAUCCAGUUAAUCGGGCUUUGACGCUGGAUUCGGAUGAUGCAGAGGACUACACGGAGCGACAGCUUCGCAUCAAAGACUUGGAUGAGAUGCGCGGCUCUGUGCGUCAAUGCACGGAGACCUCUCAGCACAUCUUGCAGCUCAAACGGGAACUGAAGACCGUCAUGAAGGAAUCCAAUGAAGCUGUUGCUGACAUGCAGAUGCGCCUGCAGCUACUGACGGGAGAUGUGCACAAGAAGGUUCAAGAAGCGAUGCUUCAAAAGGCAGCUCAACAAGCCGCAGGAGAAAAGUGA